AUGACAGCUACAACAUUAACCUAUGCUAUCUUCAAUCUUCUCAUCGUGUGCAAUCUAUGGAUAAGUGCAAGUGAAUGCCCUACAAUGCAUAAGAAUGAUUCAUCUCAUCACCCAGAAGUCAUGAGGAAGAGGUUUGAAAGUUGGUUGAAACAAAAUGACAGACAAUACAAGGAUAGUGAAGAAUGGGAAGUCCGUUUUGGCAUUUACCAAGCAAAUGUUCAGAUUAUAGAGUGCUACAACUCUCAAAACCACUCCUACAAUCUCACUGACAACAAAUUUGCAGAUCUUACAAAUGAAGAGUUUAAAAAUAUCUAUAUGGGUUUUGGAACCAGGUUGCUUUCACAUACAGGAUUCAGGUAUCAUGAACAAGGAGAUCUUCCACAAAGCAAGGAUUGGAGGAAGGAAGGUGCAGUAACUGACAUCAAGGAUCAAGGCCAUUGUGGAAGUUGUUGGGCAUUCUCUGCAGUGGCAGCUGUGGAAGGAAUCAACAAAAUCAAAUCAGGAAAUUUGGUUUCUCUGUCUGAACAAGAACUUGUAGACUGUGAUGUUAAAAAUGGUAACCAAGGCUGCGAAGGUGGUUUAAUGGAGACAGCAUUUACAUUCAUAACAAAUAAUGGUGGGUUAACCACUACAAAAGACUAUCCUUAUCAAGGAAUAGAUGGCACCUGUGACAUGAAAAAAGCUGGAAAUCAUGCUGUCAAUAUAAGUGGCUAUGAAAAUGUACCUGCUAAUAAUGAGACUGUGCUUAAAGCUGCCGUUGCUAAUCAACCUGUCUCCGUUGCAAUUGAUGCUGGAGGUUUACUAUUUCAACUUUAUUCACAAGGUGUUUUCUCUGGCUUUUGUGGAAAGCAACUCAAUCAUGGUGUAACUAUUGUUGGUUAUGGAGAACAAAAUGGUGACAAAUACUGGCUUGUGAAGAAUUCAUGGGGUGCUGACUGGGGUGAAUCUGGCUAUAUUAGGAUGAAGCGUGAGACUUUUGAUAAAGAUGGUACUUGUGGCAUUGCCAUGGAUGCCAGCUAUCCUGUCAAAAAUUAA
Messenger RNA from Gastrolobium bilobum, 1035 nucleotides. RefSeq names its product zingipain-2-like. Gene Ontology annotation, molecular function: cysteine-type endopeptidase activity. Gene Ontology annotation, cellular component: lysosome. The record is from RefSeq and is a predicted model, not a curated record. The coding region runs from base 1 to 1035 and encodes 344 amino acids. The transcript is spliced from 2 exons. NCBI's taxonomy places the organism in Eukaryota, Viridiplantae, Streptophyta, Magnoliopsida, Fabales, Fabaceae.